UAUAGUUGUCUCUUUAAAAAGCACCUUAGAGACAACAAUGACCUGGAUGAUUGAGAAGCUCCGUAGACAUGGCCCAAUCUAGUUUCUAAGUCCUAACUUUUGCUUCCAUAGAGUGUCAUGAAAAAUACCAUUGCUUACCCUAUUUUGAUCUCUGCAGGUAUAGUAUAGAUCAUGGUAUUUGAAUAUCUUUUUCCAAGGCCUUCAUGGCUUAUUCUAUCAAGUGCUAUCAGAAAUUUAUUUUAUUUUCUUAUGUAUCACAUUUUAAAACCACCCAUCUCAUCAAGGAAUUGCUUGUUUUUAUCGAUGUUUGACCCUGAAAAGUAGAAAUUAUUUACCAUUUCAAUAUCUUCAUUGUUAAUUAACUGGACCAACUUGAAGCAGAACGGGGAAAGUCUAGAGCUGCAGUUAAGGGCACAUUUAUUUGACUAUUCUCUUCUUUGUUUUCAAGUUCAUUUUCAUUCUAAUGUGUUAAGAGAGGGGAAAUUAAAAUUAAUAUGACUUCAGUAACAGAAAGAAAGUGAAAACUUCAAAAUGCAGUCUGUAAUUUAUAGCCCAACUGCAACUCACAGCAGAGCCUGUGUAGUGGCUAAGGUAAGUGGCACUGCAAGAUCUAGGUUGAAGUACAUCCUCAUCUAAGGAAAUUCACAGGGUGAAUCUGGGUCAUCUCUCAUCCCAAUUUACUACACAGGAUUAUUGUAAAGAAAAAUGUGAGUGUGGGUGUGGGAGGCAACAUCCCUGAGCUCUUGAAUGACAGGUGGGAUAUAAAUUGGCCCAGGUAUCAUGCCCAGAAAAGAGCAAUCCCGGGAAUGGUAGUUUAGCAACAUUUGGAAGACUGCAAACUCUAUACCCCCAUGAUACCUCAUAUCAAGCUCUUAUCAUUUUUUUCUCUGUUCAGUCUUGCUCGAUUCUCAGAAACUGCUUGGACAAGUCCCUGCAAUUUUUCUUGACAAUGAUUUUCAGAAGUGGUUUGCCACUGCCUCUUUCCUAGGUUGAUAGAAAGUGACUGACUCAAAGUCACCCAGGUGGCUUUGUGCUGAAGGCAGGACUCAAACUCAUGUCUCCCCAUCUCUUCCCUAAUUCCUAACCAUUACACAAACUGACUCUCUUUUUAAAUGUAUUUAAAGUUUAUUUCAUAUAACCAUAUAUAAGACUUUGCUGCUGUAUAAGGUGCCAGUAAACAAAGGUGAUUAAUUACAUCAUUUUUCCAUUUAAAAUCUAUGGUGGAAAACCAGUAUCAGCCAACAGUUUCAAUUGCAACCAGUAUUGUCCAGUUUGCUAAUCCCUCGCCUGCUUUGCUUGUUUGUGAUUUAGCACAUUGCCUACACUUAAGCAACUGUGAACUAUUCUGUAAACUGUGGCUAAACAAACCAUGUGAUCUGACAGCACAGCUGCAGAAGAGAUGCAUCUGUUAUAGAUAAAUAAACUAGAAGCAGAUAUUUAAUACCAUUAUAGAGGAUGGGGACCCCCUAACUCCUUGAUCAAGCAAGAUGGCAUUCUAGUCACUUUUGUCACUAAGGACUCUCUCUCUCUUUCUGGUUACAAACACUGUAUUUAGAGCAGAUUAGUGGAGUUUUUCUACACUGCUAUAGUUGUCUGAUUGUUGUAGAAUCAGUAGCAAGUAUUUUCAAUUCUAUCCUUACAAGCAAAUGAUAACAAAACCAAGUUUUAAAAGGCAAUCUGGCUUUGAUGACCUUAUGGAAUAUUUAAUUAUGGUCAGAUAAUGGGAUUUUGUUGAAAGAAUGAGAUCAAUGUGCCUAUAGUUAAAUAUUCCCCCCUAAACCUUUUCUGAAAUUUCUCAAGCAGGCAACUGAACAUCCUUACCUUAUGGAGUGAAUAUCCAGUGUGCACCUAAAAUUGCUUGGCGUGUACUUGGCUUUGGGAAAGAAAUGGCUGCUCUUGAAUCAGCAUUCAGUGAAGAAGCUAUGGCUGACAUUAAUCCUGCCUUGGAUAGAGAGAACUUGGCAGCAACAGAUAAUGAAGGUUUGGCGACUGAUCAGCUGACAACUACAGAGAAAGUAGCAUUGAAGAAUUCAGUAAAUGCAGAAGCAGUUUGGGAAUAUCCAUGGCAGUCAGACAAAGUUGUGACCAAUCUUUCAGUACCCCACCAGGAUGGAAACAUUUCUGUAAAAAAUGAAGAAGCAAAUAGCCAAAGUUCAAAGCAAAUUAAUAACCACGACAACCAAAACAAAAAUCUGUACUUUUGUGAUGUAAGGCUUAAGAAGGACUUUCAGCAACCAUCUCUAUUUGCCCAACAUAAAAAUGUGUUCUGUCCAAGUAAAGUGCUCAUGCAGAACAAGCAACUUAAUUGGGAUCAAUUGGAAAUUGGCAGCCCAUUGGUGCCAGACCAGAACAGACAAACUAAAAAUUGUUCAAUAGGUGAUCAAUGUGGAGAAAAUAACCAAAGUCUAUCCUACCUUUCCCAAUAUUGUAAAAAUAUUCUUCUAAAGGAAAACUCGGCUUGGCAGCAUCAAAACUCCCAAUCAGAAGCAAGCAGUCUGAUAUCAGAAGCAUGCAAUCAAAGCACUUUAGUACCUGUUCCUCUUCGGGCAGAGAAUAUAAUAGAAUAUAUUGAUGAAGCAGUUGGUCCAAAUCCAAUACAAGUGACAGACCAGAAAACUGAGACUAAACAUCUUCAUAUUUGUGACCAGUGUGGAAAAGAAUACGAGUGGCUUUCGGAGCUUAUCCAGCAUCAGCUAUUUUUUGGAGGAGAAGCAGAUAGACAGUGCCAGCUUCAUAUGGAAGGUAGAAAUCCAAGUCAUUUAGCACCUGUCCCUAUUCUCUUCCAGGGAAACAAUAUGUGUGCAACCUUUUGGGAAACUUUACAACAAAAGUCAAGGGAUCAUAAUACUCAUGCCAAGAUUGGAAAGGAUUUCUGCAGGUUCUCUCUACCCAAGAGGCAUACACUACCUAGGGAGGAACUGACUAGACAGAAUGAGUCAAAAAUAAAUAAAUCUAGUACCUUAUCAUUUGUCCCCCUUGUGAGAAGAAAUACAUUUGCAGACUCUUGUGAAAUGUCUAACGUAAAUUCAAUGCUUACAUGUUCUUACACAGGGAAACAACACAGUGACCAAUGUGGAAGAUGCUAUCACUGUCUUUGUGCUCAACAGCAUCUUGAUAAUUUUGAAUUGAAAUCAGAUACAGAUGAACUGUUCAAUUUGGGAGCAUACUGUCCAAAAAGUUUAGUGCCCAUUCCUUCGUUAGCAGAGAAAAUAUUCAGUGAAAACUCAAAAAUCCCCAUAGAACAAAAGAACUAUGCUAAGAAUCUGAACACAUUUAACUGUGAUAAGAACGAUUUCCAGCGUCAUUUGUUGACCAAACAUCAUCUACAUGUUCCCUUGGGAGGGGAAGCAGACAUACUGGACCAACUUAAAAUACAAGCAGGCAGUUUAAGUCGAUUUCAAAUAGAAAGAAAAAUUAUAGAAUCUUCUGAAUCAGUUAAACCUCAAUCAAAUCUCACAACAAACCAAGGUUUCCAAAUUAAGACGGAAUGUGAGAAGGAUUUCCAAUGGUCCUCUGCCCUGACUCAACAUCAAGUUGUGAACUCUGGGAAAGUUAAUUGGAAACAAUGCCCAUCAAAGGUAGAUGAUCAAAAUGAUUCAUCACCUGAUCUCAUGGAUCUUGACCAACCUGCCCAUCUGAAGACAAACCAAUUGACUGAGAAACACAAACCCUAUGCGUGUGGUCACUGUGGUAAAAGCUUCAAGUGGCCUUCUGGCCUUGUUCGACAUGAACAGACUCAUUAUAGAACAAAACUAAUAAAAGGCAAGUGCACUAAGCUCAACAAAUCAUAUAUUUGUGGACACUGUGGGAAAACUUUCCAGUGGCCUGAGCUUGUCCAACAUAAAUACAUGCAUUCUAGAAAAAAAUUACUGCGAGCCAAGGACACCAAACCCAACAAAUACUACACACGUAGCCAAUGUGGAAGGAGCUUCCAGUCGCUUUCUCAACUUGCCCAACAUGAACACACUCAUUCCAGAAGUAAAUUAGUGAGCAGAAAGCUCAAGCCCAAACCCCAUAUCUGUAAUCAGUGUGGAAAAGGCUUCACGUGGCCUUCUGACCUUGCCCGACAUCAACAGACUCAUUCUAAAAAAAUAAUAUUGAAAGGCAAGGGCAUCAAACUCAAGAAAUACUACACCUGCAGUCAAUGUACAAAGAGUUUCCAGAGGCCUUCUCAACUUGCCCAACAUGAACACACUCAUUCCAGAAGUAAAUUAGUGAGGAGCAAGCUUAAGCUCAAAUCCCAUAUCUGUAAUCACUGUGGAAAAGGCUUCACAUGGCCUUCUGACCUUGCCCGACAUCAACAGACUCAUUCUAAAACAAUAAUAUUGAAAGGCAAGGGCAUCAAACCCAAGAAAUAUUACACACGUAGUCAAUGUACAAAGAGUUUCCAGAGGCCUUUUCAAUUUACCCAACAUGAACACACUCAUUCCAGAAAUAAAUUAGUGAGCAGCAAGCUCAAGCUCAAUAAAUCCUGCAUCUGUGAUCAGUGUGGAAAAAGCUUCAAGUGGCCUUCUGACCUUGCCCGUCAUCAACAGACUCACUCUAAAAAAAUAAUAUUGAAAGGCAAGGAUAUCAAACUCAAGAAAUACCACACAUGUAGUCAAUGUACAAAGAGUUUCCAGAGGCCUUCUCAACUUGCCCAACAUGAACACACUCAUUCCAGAAGUAAAUUAGCAGAAAGCUCAAGCCCAAACCCUAUAUCUGUAAUCAGUGUGGAAAAGGCUUCAUGUGGCCUUCUGACCUUUCUCGACAUCAACAGACUCAUUCUAAAACAAUAUUGAAAGGCAAAGGCAUCAAACUCAAGAAAUACUACACCUGUAGUCAAUGUACAAAGAGUUUCCAGAGGCCUUUUCAACUUGCCCAACAUGAACACACUCAUUCCGGAAGUAAAUUAGUGAGUAGAAAGCUCAAGCUCAAUAAAUCCUGCAUCUGUGAACAGACUCACUCUAAAAAAAUAAUAUUGAAAGGCAAGGACACCAAACCCAACAAAUACUACACAUGUAGUCAAUGUACAAAGAGUUUCCAGAGGCCUUCUCAACUUGCCCAACAUGAACACAUUCAUUCCAGAAGUAAAUUAGUGAGCAGCAAGCUCAAGCGCAAACCCCAUAUCUGUAAUCAGUGUGGAAAAGGCUUCAUGUGGCCUUCUGACUUUGCCCGACAUCAACAGACUCAUUCUAAAACAAUAUUGAAAGGCAAGGGAAAGAAACUCAAGAAAUACUACAACUGUAGUCAAUGUACAAAGAGUUUCCAGAGGCCUUCUCUACUUGCCCAACAUGAACACACUCCUUCCAGAAGAAAAUUAGCAACAAGCUCAAGCUCAACAAAUGCCAUAUCUGUAAUCAGUGUGGAAAAGGCUUCACAUGGCCUUGAGACCUUGCCCGACAUCAACAGACUCAUUUUAGAAAAAUAAUUUUGAGAGGCAAGGGCAUCAAACUCAACAAAUACUACACAUGCAGUCAAUGUAGAAAGAGUUUCCAGAAGCCUUCUCAACUUGCCCGACAUGAACAAAUUCAUUCAAGAAGUAAAUUAGUGAGAGGCAAGUAUACCAAGCUCAACAAAUCCUAUAUAUGAUCAGUGUGGAAAAGGCUUCACAUGGCCUUCUGACCUUGCCAGACAUGAAUGCACUCAUUUUAGAGUAAUGUCACACAGAAAUAAACUCAUGAAGCUUCAAAAGCUUUUUGCGUGGUGUGGAAAGAACUUCCAGGGGUUUGUCUCCCAUUGUUCAACUUAAAUGCUCUUAUUCAUGGAAAAUAAUGACUAGAAGCAAACGCACCAAGCUCAGGAAGCUGCACACCUGUUAUGGAAGUGGAAAAAGCAUCCAGUGGCCUAAACCUGUUGAAUAUCAGUGUGUUCAUUCCAGAAAAAAAAUUAAGGCAGAAAUGUAUCAAACUCAAGAAAUUACACAGUAAAGUUACAAUUACAUUGGGAAACUCAAGAGGUAGCAUUACCUUGUCCAGCAUAUCCAUGUUUAUUCCAAAAUAAAAUUAAUAAAAGGCAAAUGUACCAAA
Messenger RNA from Thamnophis elegans (Western terrestrial garter snake), 6008 nucleotides. Its product is annotated as zinc finger protein 615-like. Gene Ontology annotation, cellular component: nucleus. Lineage: Eukaryota; Metazoa; Chordata; Lepidosauria; Squamata; Natricidae. The transcript has 2 exons. The record is from RefSeq and is a predicted model, not a curated record. Gene Ontology annotation, biological process: regulation of transcription by RNA polymerase II. The coding region runs from base 1887 to 4781 and encodes 964 amino acids. Gene Ontology annotation, molecular function: DNA-binding transcription factor activity, RNA polymerase II-specific; RNA polymerase II transcription regulatory region sequence-specific DNA binding.